AUGGUUGAGCUGAUAGCGACUCCUCUAAGCGCGCUUGUUGAUGAGCCAGUGCAUAUCCGAGUUACAGGCCUGACACCUUUUCAGGUGGUAUGUCUUAAGGCAUCUUUGAAAGAUGAGAAGGAGAAUAUGUUUCAUUCUCAUGCCUACUAUAAGGCCAAUGAAGUUGGUGAGGUGGACUUGGAACGUGAUUCUGCAGUUGGAGGUGACUUUGUGGGUGUCCACCCUAUGGGUCUCUUCUGGUCCUUGAAACCUGAAAAGAUGUUAACUAGACUGGCAAAAAGAGAGGUGAUGAAUAGCCCCUUCCAAAUUGAAUUAAAACUUUGUGAGCCAAGUUUUCCAGUAAGAACUAGUAUUUCCAGUGCUCCAAAGGCCAGCCUGACUUUGGAAAGGUGGUAUGUGGCACCUGGUGUCACACGGAUCCUGGUAAAGAAAGGUCGCAUUCGGGGAGCCCUCUUUAUCCCUCCAGGAGAGGGCCCUUUUCCAGGAGUCAUUGAUUUAUUUGGUGGCAAUGGUGGACUGAUUGAAUUUCGGGCCAGCCUUCUGGCCAGCCAUGGCUUUGCCUCCUUGGCCUUGGCAUACUGGGCCUAUGACGACCUGCCUCCUCUACUAGAGAAAGUAAAUUUGGAGUAUUUUGAGGAAGCUGUCAAUUUUCUUCUGGCACAUCCGAAGGUCUUGGGCCCAGGUGUUGGGGUAGUCUCCGUUUGCAAAGGAGCGAUGAUUGGACUCUCUAUGGCUGUUCACCUAAAACAAGUCAUAGCCACUGUACUUAUUAGUGGGCCUAACUUCAUUCUUGACUGCACACAUGAAUACCGUGGUAAAAUCAUACCGUCUAUGCCCUGCUCUAUACACUUGGAAUCCUCCACAGCCUUAGGGUUUACAGAGUUUUAUCGCGUUUAUGAGGAAACUGAUUUUGAAUCUAGCCAGUCUGUACUUCCCGUUGAAAAGGCCCAGGGACAUUUCCUCUUCAUUGUCGGAGAAGAAGACAAGAAUAUCAACAGCAAAGUGUUUGCUGAGAAAGCUAUAAAACAGCUGAAGAGACAUGGGAAGAACAACUGGAGCCUGCUGUCUUACCCUGGGGCAGGCCACCUGAUAGAGCCUCCCUAUUCUCCCAUGUGCUGUGCCUCAAGAAUCUCCUUUGUAACCUCACCCAUCCACUGGGGGGGAGAGCUUAUCCCACAUGCAGCUGCACAAGAACAUUCUUGGAAAGAGAUUCAGAAAUUUCUCAGACAGCACCUCAUUCCAGGCCAAUCAACCAGUCAACUGUGA
Molecule: messenger RNA, 1266 nt
Organism: Castor canadensis (American beaver)
Lineage: Eukaryota; Metazoa; Chordata; Mammalia; Rodentia; Castoridae
Product: bile acid-CoA:amino acid N-acyltransferase
Biological process (GO): acyl-CoA metabolic process; fatty acid metabolic process
Cellular component (GO): peroxisome
Molecular function (GO): fatty acyl-CoA hydrolase activity
Source: RefSeq, a predicted model, not a curated record